Messenger RNA from Trichosurus vulpecula (common brushtail), 952 nucleotides. RefSeq names its product dCTP pyrophosphatase 1 (gene DCTPP1). The transcript has 3 exons. Bases 133 to 660 code for a protein of 175 amino acids. The record is from RefSeq and is a predicted model, not a curated record. Gene Ontology annotation, molecular function: nucleoside triphosphate diphosphatase activity. Lineage: Eukaryota; Metazoa; Chordata; Mammalia; Diprotodontia; Phalangeridae. Gene Ontology annotation, biological process: nucleoside triphosphate catabolic process.
ACUCGUCUGCGCCUGCGUAAAGGGAGAGCGCGCCGGAGGACCGGAGCCCGGGAAAGCCGGGUCGGGAGAGGGGGAGGGGCCGGGCUCAGAAGCUUCACGUGGCUUCGGAGUUAGCGGGUCCUCUGCAGCACCAUGCCAGGGGGCAGCGACCCCGAGGGCGCGGCGGCGGGAGCAGCGCCCUCGGGGCAAGACGUACCAUUUAGCUUCAGCCCGGAGCCCACGCUGGAGGACAUCCGCCGGCUCCAGACAGAGUUUGCCGCAGAGCGAGACUGGGACCAGUUCCAUAAACCUCGGAACCUCCUCCUGGCCCUGGUUGGGGAGGUGGGGGAGCUGGCAGAGCUCUUUCAGUGGAAGCCCGAUGGCGGGCCUGGACCCCUGUCCUGGUCUGAAGCGGAACGAGGGGCUUUAGGAGAAGAGCUCAGUGAUGUCCUUAUCUACCUGGUAGCCCUGGCGUCACGAUGCCAUAUUGACCUGCCACAGGCUGUGCUGGCCAAGAUAGAGACCAAUCGGCGCCACUACCCGGUCCACCUUGCUCGUGGCUCUUCCUGCAAGUACACAGAGUUGCCCCACGAAGACAUCCCGAAGGCUGAGAGCCUUGGUCCUGCCCCAGGAGCUGCAGAAUGUGCACCUGACCCUAAGGGAGCAGAGGGGACUAACUAAAGAACAGGACCUGUGGAACAGGGAUGGGAAUGUGGGCCCAGAUGGGAGCUGGAAUUCAUGGGACUGACUCCAGCGAGGCUGGCGAGAGACAGCCUGGGACAAGAACACACUGGGAAAACCGGGACACGAAAGCCUUCUCAAAUCCUUCUUUAGCUGUGUUACUAGAUCCUAGAAAUGCAAGGUUCCUCCACCCUCCUAAAUCCUACUAGAGGAGGUAGGGGUGGGAUACAUGCAUGGAGGAGGUCCUUCUCAGGUUGUCAUUUUUUCCUUUAAUAAAACGGUUUGGGAUGAA